CAUGAUUUGAUAUGUUUCCUCAAACCGUGUUUGGUUAACUAACUUAACUUGCCUGUUGGUGAUUCAUGAAAAUUUGAGUGAUAUAAUUGAGUGAGGUGAAGUCUUGCAGUAUUUGGAGCGAGAAUUUGUGAAUUUCCCGUGUUUCAUCAUGUUACGUAUGGCGAACCAUCGAUCGUGGUUAGACACAACGAGCCGAAACGAUUUUUACGUGUUGUCACAUCUGGUUUUAUUCAUCGGAAAGCUGAUGACCUCGAAAGCAAUGAACGCCCAGGGAAAGUCCGUGGUUCCCAGCGAAUCGAAGCGCAACUCGCAGGCAAGCAGCGACGAAUAACCGAAGAAGGUCGGCCAAGUGAUUACCAGAAGCCACGAAGACGAGUUUGAAACCGGUUCAUGGAAGAACGAAUGAAGAUGGAAGAGUGACGAAAAUAUGAGACUAGAUAAGCCGUGUGUACGACCGAUGAAAGAAAUUCAGUUGGCAGGUAAAGAAAAAUGAGCGAGGGACUACCAACUUACAAAUUGAUCUACUUUAACGCCCGUGGUCGUGCCGAGCAUAUUCGCUACAUAUUUGCAUACGCUGGCAUCGACUAUAUCGACGAGAGGAUCCCCAAAGAACGCUGGCCUGAAUUGAAGAAAUCAAUGCCUUAUGGAAUGCUGCCUGUGCUGGAGAUAGACGGGAAACCGAUAGCGCAGAGCAACGCUGUGGCGCGAUACUUGGCGAGGAAGCACAAUCUAACGGGAAGGGACGAAUGGGAAGCGAUGAUGUGCGACGUGCUCGUCGAUACUCUUGGAGAUUUGAAGCAAUCUAUAUCUCAAUAUCGCACGGAGGAGGACCACUGCAAGAAGGAAGAGAAGAAGGCGAAACUUUUGAAGGAAACAAUACCAUUUUACUUGAAUAAAUUCGAGCAGACUGUUGGCGAAAAUGGAGGAUAUACCGUUGCUUCCACCACGACGUGGGCGGACUUCGUGUUUGCAGUGGCCCUUGAAAAUUUCGAGAAUAUUUUUGGUGCGACGGCUUUAGAAAAUUAUCCAGGUCUUCGAGCGUUGAAGAAAAGGGUUCAUGAAAUACCGGCUAUUGUUGGUUGGCUGGCUAAGCGGCCACACACAGAAUUCUAAAAAUGUCGAAAUUAUAUACGCGUGAAAAAAAGAUGAACGAGUACAUAUCUACACUCUAUGUGUACGCUUCGCAGGUAUCGCUGUGUUGGUAAAUUUUCGGAGUUACACGUGUCGCAAAAUGUAACAGUUUUAUUAAAAAAAAAAAAAAUUGUGUGUCUGCGAGUACGCUAAAAGUUUAACUAUAAAAAGUCUAAUCUAAGUUUUGUUCUUUUGUGAAAGAUAUUAUGUGUUUUGAAAGAACACAAUAUAUAGUAAAUGUAUGUUAGUAACGUGGAGUAUCAUGAGAUAAAAAACGCGCCAUUUUCUUUUUAACUUGUUCUUUAAAGUUCGAAAAUUUUGUUUCUUUUAUUCGUACCUAACUUUUUAAUAAAAUGCACGAUUAAAUCUUGUGUUUCGUUUAAACAACUUGUGGUUGAUCGUUAUUUCGGAUUAUUUGGAUAUCGUGUGAAUGUACUAUUUCCCUAUAAUUUUACAAUACCAGAAUAAAGUACGAUAUCUUAUCGAUGAGAAGCAUGAAAUAACCUUAAAAUGAUAUGAAGAGGUAUUAAGAGAGGGAAAAAUCAUCGAAUGUUAUUUCUAUAUGUCUAUGUACUACUUUAAAUAAUGCUUAACUCGAGAUACUUUUUUCGUCUCUUCAUGAUACGUAUUCGAAAUAUGUACUUACGGUCAGUACCGAGUGCAAAUAUGAUGUUCUUCGAAGAUAAAAGAUGGAUUUGAAAACGUCAAUGUAUGUAAAUUAAAUUUGAUUUCGACAUAUGUAACACAAUUUGUAUGGACAAUGAAGUGUACGAGUCUACGAAUUACGAAGUAAAAGUAUUGAUAUACGUAUCGAUAUUUCUGAUCGUUGCGAUAUCUCUAGUCAAUACAAAGUUCUAACUGAAUGUUAUCGAUUAAGCGUUAAAAGACGAUAAAAUAUGUAUCGAAUCGUUGUAAUUGCAAAGUUGUCGACUGAUGCAAUGUAAUAAUAAUGUCGUAUAAAAAACGA
Messenger RNA from Bombus pyrosoma, 2098 nucleotides. RefSeq names its product glutathione S-transferase-like. Lineage: Eukaryota; Metazoa; Arthropoda; Insecta; Hymenoptera; Apidae. The transcript is spliced from 6 exons. Gene Ontology annotation, molecular function: glutathione transferase activity. Bases 490 to 1113 code for a protein of 207 amino acids. Gene Ontology annotation, biological process: glutathione metabolic process. The record is from RefSeq and is a predicted model, not a curated record.